AUGCCAGAUUUGCACACGGACCUCGAGGAGCACAAGAGGGGCCUACGGCUGCACUCCACAGAGGAGCACAAGAGAGGCCUAUGGCUGCACUCCGCAGAGGAGCACGAGAGAGGCCUAUGGCUGCACUCCGCAGAAGAGCACGAGAGAGGCCUAUGGCUGCACUCCACAGAGGAGUACGAGAGAGGCCUAUGGCUGCACUCCGCAGAGGAGUACGAGAGAGGCCUAUGGCUGCACUCCGCAGAGGAGCAUGAGAGAGGCCUAUUGCUGCACUCCCCAGAGGAGCACGAGAGAGGCCUAUGGCUGCACUCCGCAGAGGAGCACGAGAGAGGCCUAUGGCUGCACUCCGCAGAAGAGCACGAGAGAGGCCUAUGGCUGCACUCCACAGAGGAGUACGAGAGAGGCCUAUGGCUGCACUCCGCAGAGGAGUAUGAGAGAGGCCUAUGGCUGCACUCCGCAGAGGAGCAUGAGAGAGGCCUAUUGCUGCACUCCCCAGAGGAGCACGAGAGAGGCCUAUGGCUGCACUCCGCAGAGGAGUACGAGAGAGGCCUAUGGCUGCACUCCGCAGAGGAGCACGAGAGAGGCCUAUGGCUGCACUCCACAGAGGAGUACGAGAGAGGCCUAUGGCUGCACUCCGCAGAGGAGCAUGAGAGAGGCCUAUUGCUGCACUCCCCAGAGGAGCACGAGAGAGGCCUAUGGCUGCACUCCGCAGAGGAGCACGAGAGAGGCCUAUGGCUGCACUCCGCAGAAGAGCACGAGAGGGGCCUAUGGCUGCACUCCGCAGAGGAGCACGAGAGAGGCCUAUGGCUGCACUCCGCAGAAGAGCACGAGAGGGGCCUAUGGCUGCACUCCGCAGAGGAGCAUGAGAGAGGCCUAUGGCUGCACUCCGCAGAGGAGCACGAGACAGGCCUAUGGCUGCACUCCACAGAGGAGUACGAGAGAGGCCUAUGGCUGCACUCCGCAGAGGAGCAUGAGAGAGGCCUAUUGCUACACUCCCCAGAGGAGCACGAGAGAGGCCUGUGGCUGCACUCCGCAGAGGAGCAUGAGAGAGGCCUAUGGCUGCACUCCACAGAGGAGCACGAGAGAGGCCUAUGGCUGCACUCCGCAGAGGAGCACGAGAGAGGCCUAUGGCUGCACUCCCCAGAGGAGCACGAGAAAGAGGAGCACGAGAGAGGCCUAUGGCUGCACUCCGCAGAGGAGCACGAGAGAGGCCUAUGGCUGCACUCCCCAGAGGAGCACGAGAAAGGCCUAUGGCUGUACUCCGCAGAGGAGCACGAGAGGGGCCUAUGGCUGCACUCCGCAGAGGAGCACGAGAGAGGCCUAUGGCUGCACUCCACAGAGGAGCACGAGAGAGGCCUAUGGCUGCACUCCGCAGAGGAGCACGAGAGAGGCCUAUGGCUGCACUCCCCAGAGGAGCACGAGAGGGGCCUAUGGCUGCACUCCACAGAGGAGCACGAGAGAGGCCUAUGGCUGCACUCCACAGAGGAGUACGAGAGAGGCCUAUGGCUGCACUCCGCAGAGGAGUACGAGAGAGGCCUAUGGCUGCACUCCGCAGAGGAGCAUGAGAGAGGCCUAUUGCUGCACUCCCCAGAGGAGCACGAGAGAGGUCUAUGGCUGCACUCCGCAGAGGAGCACGAGAGAGGCCUAUGGCUGCACUCCGCAGAAGAGCACGAGAGAGGCCUAUGGCUGCACUCCACAGAGGAGUACGAGAGAGGCCUAUGGCUGCACUCUGCAGAGGAGCAUGAGAGAGGCCUAUUGCUGCACUCCCCAGAGGAGCACGAGAGAGGCCUAUGGCUGCACUCCGCAGAGGAGUACGAGAGAGGCCUAUGGCUGCACUCCGCAGAAGAGCACGAGAGAGGCCUAUGGCUGCACUCCACAGAGGAGUACGAGAGAGGCCUAUGGCUGCACUCCGCAGAGGAGCAUGAGAGAGGCCUAUUGCUGCACUCCCCAGAGGAGCACGAGAGAGGCCUAUGGCUGCACUCCGCAGAGGAGCACGAGAGAGGCCUAUGGCUGCACUCCGCAGAGGAGCACGAGAGAGGCCUAUGGCUGCACUCCGCAGAGGAGCAUGAGAGAGGCCUAUGGCUGCACUCCGCAGAGGAGCACGAGACAGGCCUAUGGCUGCACUCCACAGAGGAGUACGAGAGAGGCCUAUGGCUGCACUCCGCAGAGGAGCAUGAGAGAGGCCUAUUGCUACACUCCCCAGAGGAGCACGAGAGAGGCCUAUGGCUGCACUCCGCAGAGGAGCAUGAGAGGCCUAUGGCUGCACUCCACAGAGGAGCACGAGAGAGGCCUAUGGCUGCACUCCGCAGAGGAGCACGAGAGAGGCCUAUGGCUGCACUCCGCAGAGGAGCACGAGAGAGGCCUAUGGCUGCACUCCCCAGAGGAGCACGAGAAAGGCCUAUGGCUGUACUCCGCAGAGGAGCACGAGAGGGGCCUAUGGCUGCACUCCGCAGAGGAGCACGAGAGAGGUCUAUGGCUGCACUCCACAGAGGAGCACGAGAGAGGCCUAUGGCUGCACUCCGCAGAGGAGCACGAGAGAGGCCUAUGGCUGCACUCCACAGAGGAGCACGAGAGAGGCCUAUGGCUGCACUCCGCAGAGGAGCACGAGAGAGGCCUAUGGCUGCACUCCCCAGAGGAGCACGAGAGAGGCCUAUGGCUGUACUCCGCAGAGGAGCACGAGAGGGGCCUAUGGCUGCACUCCGCAGAGGAGCACGAGAGAGGCCUAUGGCUGCACUCCACAGAGGAGUACGAGAGAGGCCUAUGGCUGCACUCCGCAGAGGUGCCCGAGAGAGGCCUAUUGCUGCACUCCCCAGAGGAGCACGAGAGAGGCCUAUGGCUGCACUCCACAGAGAAGCACGAGAGAGGCCUAUGGCUGCACUCCACAGAGGAGCAUGA
Molecule: messenger RNA, 2892 nt
Organism: Schistocerca nitens (vagrant locust)
Lineage: Eukaryota; Metazoa; Arthropoda; Insecta; Orthoptera; Acrididae
Exons: 3
Coding region: 1-2892 (963 amino acids)
Source: RefSeq, a predicted model, not a curated record